AUGCUAUCCAGCAGAAUUUCCAGCCGUUUGGCCCGCAGUGCCAGAAGCUUGUCCACCUCCCGGGUGCGGCUCGAUGCGGUGGUAGUCUCGGGAACCAAGUUGGCCAAGUCCAUCAGACACCAGAUCGCCGACAAGGUCAUCUCGUACAACAAGACCCAUUUCAAGGAGCUUGCCGACGCUGGCGAGCUCGCGUUCGACGCGUUGAAGUUCCGUCCUUCCUUGACCAUCAUCCAGGUCGGCUCCCGUCCUGACUCGUCUGCGUACGUCAGAUCCAAGUUGAAGGCAGCCCAGUCGUCCAACAUCCGUUCCGACUUGCUCAAGUUGGACGAGCACAUUUUCCAGGAGGCUCUCUUGGAGGAAAUCGACCGUUUGAACAAAGACCCCAAGGUGAAUGGGGUGUUGAUCCAGUUGCCCUUGCCCAAACACAUCGACGAGACCUUGGUCACCAACUCGGUGGCCACUCUCAAGGACGUGGACGGCUUCGACAGAUACAACGUCGGAGAGUUGUCCAAACGUGGCGGUAAUCCGUUGUUCAAGCCGUGCACUCCCAACGGGAUCAUCGAGUUGAUCAAGACCACUGGCGUCAAGUUGAGAGGAAAGAACGCGGUGGUCAUUGGUAGGUCCGACAUUGUGGGUACACCUGUGGCAGCCAUGUUGCGAAACGAGGACUGUACCGUCACCAUUUGCCACCGUCACACCGAAAACUUGCCUGCCAUUGUGCGCCAGGCAGACAUCGUGGUGGCCGCCGUGGGGAUCUCCGAGUACGUCAGGGCCGACUGGAUCAAACAGGACGCAGUGGUGAUCGAUGUAGGAAUCAACUACAAGGACGACGCCAGCGCCAAGAACGGCAAGAAGUUGGUGGGAGAUGUCGCCUACGACGAGGUGGCAGCCAAGGCGUCUUUCAUCACUCCUGUUCCAGGUGGCGUUGGGCCCAUGACGGUGGCGAUGUUGUGUUCCAACGUCUACGAUGCCGCCGUGUUGCAAGCGAAAAAAGCCCACGAGCACGCAUUCAAGCCAUUGCCUUUGGUGCUCCAGGACCCUGUGCCCUCGGACAUUGCCAUUUCGCGUGCCCAGAAGCCCAAGAAGAUCACCAAGAUCGCCGAGGAGUUGGGGCUCUUGGAGAAGGAGUUGGAGCCCUACGGCCACUACAAGGCCAAGGUCGACCCCAAGUUGAUCAUCGACCGUUUGGACGAGCAGGCUGAAGGCGACAAGGUCGCCAACGGAAACUACGUGUUGGUUGCCGGUAUCACCCCCACGCCUUUGGGUGAGGGUAAGAGUACCACCACCAUGGGGUUGACCCAAGCUUUGGGUGCCCACUUGGGGUACAACUCCAUCGCCAACGUCAGACAGCCCUCCAUGGGUCCCACUUUUGGGGUCAAGGGUGGUGCUGCUGGUGGUGGCUAUGCUCAAGUCAUUCCCAUGGACGAGUUCAACAUGCACUUGACAGGUGACAUCCAUGCCAUUUCUGCGGCUCAGAAUUUGUUGUGUGCCGCUGUGGACACCCGUAUGUUCCACGAGAGCACCUCCAAGACCAUCAAGGGCUUCUACAAGCGGUUGGUUCCUGCCAAAAAGGGCAAGAGAUCGUUCACGCCCUCGAUGUUGGCUAGAUUGAACAAGUUAGGCAUCACCGCCACCAACCCAGACGACUUGACAGACGCCGAGAUCGAGCAAUUCGCCAGACUCGACAUCGACCCCGAGUCCAUCACCAUCAAGAGAGUGGUCGACUGCAACGACAGAUUCGUCAGAGAAAUCACCAUUGGCCAGGGAAAGAACGAGGCGUCCAAGUUCCCACCAAGAAAGAGCGGUAUGGACAUCACCGUGGCCUCGGAGUUGAUGGCUAUCUUGGCGUUGUCCACCUCGUUGAAGGACUUGAGAGCCAGAGUUGGAAAGCUCGUGGUUGGUACCCAAGCCAACACCGGCGUUGCCAUCACUGCUGAAGACGUUGGAUGUGCCGGUGCCAUCACCGCCUUGCUCAAGGACGCCAUCAAGCCCAACUUGAUGCAAACCUUGGAAGGUACUCCUGUGUUUGUCCACGCUGGACCUUUCGCUAACAUCUCCAUCGGAGCCUCUUCCGUCAUUGCCGACCGUGUUGCCUUGAAGUUGACCUCGCCUUCCAACCCCAUCAACAACGGCCAAAAGGGUUUCGUGGUCACCGAAGCCGGUUUCGACUUCACCAUGGGUGGUGAGAGAUUCUUCAACAUCAAGUGCAGAACCUCCGGCUUCAAGCCCAAUACCGUGGUGUUGGUUGCCACCUCUAGAGCCUUGAAAUUGCACGGUGGUGCCACUGACGUUAAGCCUGGCCAGCCAUUGCCUCAAGAAUACACUUCCGAAAAUCUCGAAUUCUUGGAGAAGGGAUGUGCCAACUUGGCCAAGCAAAUCGCCAAUAUCAAGCAGUACAACGUUCCAGUUGUAGUUGCUAUCAACCAGUUCGAAACCGACACCGAGGCUGAAAUCAAGUUGAUCCAAGAACAAGCCCUUGCUGCAGGUGCCGAUUUUGCUGUUCCUUCCAACCAUUGGGCCAAAGGUGGUGCCGGUGCCGUCGAGCUUGCCAAGUCCGUGGUGGAGGCAGUCAAGUUGUCCAACAACGACACUCCACAAAACUAUUUGUAUGAUGUGAACGACACUGUCGAAAACAAGUUGUUCGCCAUUGCUUCCAAGAUGUACGGUGCCUCUGCCAUUGAAUUGUCUCCAUUAGCCAAGCAACAGAUCGAAACCUACACCAGACAAGGUUACGACAAGUUACCAAUCUGCAUUGCCAAAACUCAAUAUUCAUUAUCGCAUGAUCCAGCCUUGAAGGGGGUUCCAACCGGGUUCACCGUUCCUAUCAGAGAAGUCAGAUGUUCUGCCGGUGCUGGAUACUUGUAUGCCUUGGCUGCAGAAAUCAUGACCAUCCCAGGAUUACCUACACAUGCUGGAUUUAUGAAUGUAGAAGUCAAUGACGAUGGAGAAAUCGAAGGAUUGUUUUAA
This is a messenger RNA of Suhomyces tanzawaensis NRRL Y-17324, 2967 nucleotides long. RefSeq names its product Mis12p (gene MIS12). The transcript has a single exon. Lineage: Eukaryota; Fungi; Ascomycota; Pichiomycetes; Serinales; Debaryomycetaceae. Gene Ontology annotation, molecular function: ATP binding; methylenetetrahydrofolate dehydrogenase (NADP+) activity; methenyltetrahydrofolate cyclohydrolase activity. The record is from RefSeq and is a predicted model, not a curated record. Gene Ontology annotation, biological process: tetrahydrofolate interconversion. Gene Ontology annotation, cellular component: cytosol. The coding region runs from base 1 to 2967 and encodes 988 amino acids.